GAGUCGGCACCGGUUCGGCUGCUGAAACACGGAUCUAUAAUCACUCUAUAUUUCUCUCUUUCCAGCCGGUUCACCAGAACUUGUAGUGUUUGAAAAAGCAGCAAUUAUGGAUUUACUUAAUUCUGAGGAAAGAUUUCACCCCGACAGGUAGGCUGGCUCUUCACCCCUCUCUGGAGCAUGGGUAAAAGAAAGAAACAGUCAUUGUUGUGAUGUGAAAGUGACACGGUUCUGGUUGUUAUUUUAUUCUGUAAAUUCCUGGAGUAUAUAUUUUAACGUCAAUUUUUAAACGUUUUUAAACAAUGACAACGAUUGAUGAUAAUCGGGUCAUACUAAACGUUGGCGGGAUCCGCCACGAGACUUAUAAGGCUACUCUGAAGAAGAUCCCCGCCACGCGUCUCUCCCGUCUCACGGAGGCUUUGGCUAACUACGACCCUAUAUUAAAUGAAUAUUUCUUUGAUCGCCACCCUGGGGUGUUCGCACAAAUUCUCAAUUACUACAGGACCGGGAAACUCCACUACCCCACGGAUGUCUGUGGUCCACUUUUUGAAGAAGAGCUAGAGUUCUGGGGUUUGGACUCCAACCAAGUGGAGCCGUGUUGUUGGAUGACGUACACCCAGCACAGGGACACGCAGGACGUGUUGGCGAUUCUGGACCGACUGGACCUGGACACGGACAAACCCACGGAGGAGGAUAUCAUGAAGAAAUUCGGCUGGGAGGAGGAAUAUAGGGCGGGGGAGUUAAACUGCUGGCAAAGGAUCCAGCCCAAGAUCUGGGCCCUGUUUGACGAACCCUAUUCCUCCAAUGCUGCCAAGGUUAUAGCCGUUGUAUCAGUAUUUUUCAUCGUGGUUUCUAUUCUCUCCUUCUGUUUGAAAACUCACCCUGAGAUGAGAGUCCCUGUGCUCAGAAAUACUACUUCAAACACUUCCGACGGGGGAAUGUCAUGGCGGUUAGAGAAAAAGAAAACAGAACCUCACCAGGCUUUUUUCUAUAUUGAGUGUGCAAGCAAUGCUUGGUUUACAUUUGAAAUAAUAAUUCGUUUGAUAGUUGCACCAAAUAAAUUAGAUUUUCUGAAAGCACCGGUGAACAUUAUCGACAUAAUUGCCACACUUUCAUUCUAUUUGGAUUUUAUGUUGACAAAGCUGAAACAAGAAAAUGAUAUACUGGAGUUUUUUAGUAUAAUCCGUAUUAUGCGACUGUGCAAACUCACCCGCCAUUCUGCAGGGCUGAAAAUUCUUAUACAUACCUUCAAAGCAAGUGCGAAGGAACUUGUUCUACUGGUGUUUUUUCUAGUGUUAGGUAUUGUGAUUUUUGCCGCUUUGAUAUUUUAUGCGGAACGAAUUCAGUAUAACCCGGAAAAUGAUUUUACUUCGAUUCCGGUCGGACUGUGGUGGGCAAUAGUUACUAUGACAACAGUAGGCUAUGGAGAUAUGACACCGAAAACAUACGUGGGAAUGUUUGUUGGUGCUCUCUGUGCGUUGUUAGGUGUACUAACCAUUGCACUUCCGGUACCAGUUAUCGUGAGCAACUUUGCACUGUUCUAUUCCCAUACACAGGCGCGAUCCAAACUACCGAAGAAAAGGCGGCGAGUUCUGCCAGUGGAGCUGCCCAGACCUAAGGGUCCAAAGGGCAUGGGGCCUGGAGGAGGGCCCCCUCCUAUCAACAGACACAGGAAUGCGAUAAAACAUCCACCCGUAGGACAGCCAGACCACAAAAUUAACAGAAUGGACCAAGGUUGUAUACAGCAACUGAUGCCCUUCCGUAGCCGGGCUGGAGAGGAAUCGAUCCCGAUGUUGAUGAUAAAUCACACCGAUAAAGAGGAUAAUACGGUACCUCGAUCCCGACCCCAAUCCAAUGUGGUCGACAAGAGUCCUCCGCGGCUAGUGGAAAUAAGUUCUAACCCCGGAACCCCUUUAAAAGUUACCGAAAUUAAGCCAACUGAUGCCACGGGAAUCACGAGUUUGAUUAUGGCGCCAAACGCCAAUCUCAACAGCACACCUGUUGGAACUAGUAAAACUGUGACCCCAACUUCUGUCAACCUUGGGAUCAACACCAAUUCUGUCACCAGUACCACCACCACCACAGGAUCACCCCAAAACCAAGAGAAGACAGACUUGGUCAACAGUGCUCACGUGACGGAUGGUUCUGCAACAGACCCCUCCAAAGUAUCAAACUCUUCAGCCGUGAACAACGCGACGGAGCCCAGGCACUACUCCCCCUCCACCUCACCCCCAAAGUCCAACAAUCUAGUGGCUGUUAACACGUAACCCAGGCUUCGUGUCGCUAUGUCGUCCAAUACAGUGACUUCCAGCCGAGCAAGACAUAUCGGAAAAUAAAUAGAUUGUGACGUCACGUCUGCUCUUCGAAACCGGAAGUGGGACUGUCAGAGAAUGGCUAGUUACCUGUAGAAUGUCCUCGUGUCCUGCUUCACAUGACAAAGCGACACCUGGUGUAGGUUAGGAACAUGCAUAGAAAUGUGAUGAUUUCUCCAUCUAUAUUUCUAUAUAAACAAAUAUUUGAAUUCAGUCACUUCCCCAUGUCUGUGAUGUUGAUCCCUACACAUAUUAAAUGUUGUUCCAUGUAAUUAACUAGAGAAUUUCACUAAUGGCAAAAAUGUAGAUUCUUAUCAGUUUAAUAUGUCAAAUAAGAGACCCCCCCCCCCCCCCCCCCCGUAAACGAAACCAAUACCGAUAUCAGAUUGUGCACAAUUUAAAAUUGAUUACCCUUUUCUCCCUUGAUUUAUACUGGUCACAAAACAGUUUGCAACGAACCCCCGAAAACGCUAUCAUAGGUUUGAUAGUCCCUUGUUUUGUUUACUUAUGUACAACGCAACCAAACGAUAUUAUAUACGGCUUCAGUAUUGUCACAACAGGGAAGAAAGAAUCUAUACAACUCAGUAAUAAUCGUAUAUCUAAACGCACUUUAUGUAGUUAAAUGCUGGGAGUUUAUGUUUAAGAUAUAUUUAAAAGUGUUUUGAACUCAAUGUCUUAAAAUCACCUAUAAUUUGCAUUUUUUUGGUAAUUUGGAGACUUGCAUCUUCAAUCCAAUUAGUCAUCUUUCCAGCGAAGUAAAAUUUCUGAAGAAAAGAAAUAGAAAUAAGAUAAAGUAAAAGCUACAAUCAAUCUCCUUAAUAAGAACGUUUUAAAGUUCACAGAAUAGAGUUAGAAAUGAAUCACAAAUGAUAAUUAUUUUACAGGUUAAACUGGACUUUAAAAGAAUACUAGUAUAUAUUGUUAGCACUUGUAGUUAUAUCUUGUACGUACCAUUUACAUGCACUAACUAAGAUUGUUAUGGCAUAUUGACUUGACUAAGACCAGGCGUCAAGUAAUUAUUGGCGCAAUUCCUGUUUCUAACCCUAGUGGUUUGUUGCGAUACGCUGAUUUUUUUUUAAAUAUGCUGUUGAUUUCUUGUAGAAUUUUAUUUUUCUUCUCCCCUAGUGUUGAGUACUUCCGGUUGUAGACCGGAAACGGAAGUUAUCAGUUCUAUUUGUUGAACAUAUGUAUAUCAGUUGUGUGUGUGGUUCAUGUAUAUAUAAUUGUUUAUAAUAUUAUGAAUAUAUA
Saccostrea echinata is the source of this 3557-nucleotide messenger RNA. Its product is annotated as potassium voltage-gated channel protein Shaw-like. Gene Ontology annotation, cellular component: neuronal cell body membrane; axon; voltage-gated potassium channel complex. Lineage: Eukaryota; Metazoa; Mollusca; Bivalvia; Ostreida; Ostreidae. Gene Ontology annotation, biological process: potassium ion transmembrane transport; protein homooligomerization. The coding region runs from base 300 to 2264 and encodes 654 amino acids. Gene Ontology annotation, molecular function: protein binding; delayed rectifier potassium channel activity. The record is from RefSeq and is a predicted model, not a curated record. The transcript is spliced from 7 exons.